Molecule: messenger RNA, 1374 nt
Organism: Sinocyclocheilus anshuiensis
Lineage: Eukaryota; Metazoa; Chordata; Actinopteri; Cypriniformes; Cyprinidae
Gene: slc25a20
Product: solute carrier family 25 member 20
Exons: 8
Biological process (GO): carnitine transmembrane transport; mitochondrial transport
Cellular component (GO): mitochondrial envelope
Molecular function (GO): O-acyl-L-carnitine transmembrane transporter activity
Source: RefSeq, a predicted model, not a curated record
UGCGUCGGUGAAAUAGUUCCGGGUGUGUUUGUGUGUGAAAGGUCGCAGAACGCGUGUGUCGGUGUGUCAGUGUGUCAGUGUGAUUGUGUGAUUAUUCUCCUGAAGCAUGUCGAAGCAGCCGCAGCACAUCAGCCCGCUGAAGAACUUCUUCGCAGGAGGGUUCGGCGGGGUUUGUUUAGUGUUCGCCGGACACCCGCUCGACACCAUCAAAGUGCGACUGCAGACGCAGCCCAAACCCGGUCCAGGAGAGUCUGCGCUGUACCGCGGGACGCUCGACUGCUUCAAGAAAACACUGGCGAAAGAGGGUCUUCUGGGGCUGUAUAAGGGCAUGGCGGCGCCCAUCAUCGGAGUCACGCCCAUGUUCGCCGUCUGCUUCUUUGGCUUUGGACUCGGCAAGAAACUGCAGCAGAAAACACCAAACGACGUCCUGACGUGAGCCGCUGAAGACGUUCAGAUAAUAAUCCAUAUUCUUUGUGAGCAUAUAGUCAUUUAUAUCGUUGUUCGUUAGACAGGAAGCAUUGUGUGUGUUCAGAUCCAGGCGGCGUCGGGGCAGGUGAAGUAUGCGGGGCCAAUGGACUGCGCCAAGCAGCUGUACCGAGAGAACGGCAUCCGCAGCAUCUAUAAAGGCACGGCUCUGACGCUCAUGAGAGACGUGCCAGCCAGUGGGAUGUACUUCAUGACGUACGAGUGGCUGAAGUACACGCUCACGCCGGAGGGCAAGAGCCCGACGGAGCUCAGCGUUCCCAGUGUGCUGUUCGCUGGUGGGAUGGCGGGGAUCUUUAACUGGGCCGUGGCGAUUCCUCCUGACGUGCUGAAGUCUCGUUUCCAGACAGCUCCAGAGGGCAAAUAUCCCAACGGCUUCCGGGACGUCCUGCGAGAGCUGAUCCGGGAGGAGGGCAUCGGCUCGCUCUAUAAAGGCUUUAAUGCUGUGAUGCUGCGAGCGUUUCCAGCUAACGCGGCCUGCUUUCUGGGGUUUGAAGUGGCCAUGAAGUUUCUGAACUGGAUUGCUCCAAAUCUGUGAUCCGGAGGAACCACACCAGAUGUGAGCGGCGCGGCAGACUGUAGCACAUGUUAAUGAGCGUCUCGCUGCUUUAUGAUUUAUUCGAGAGGAUUUUAGUCAGUGCCUUAUAACAGACUGUGAACCGAUUUCUGCCUUCAGGGAAACUGAAUGUUUAUAAUGUAGAAUCAGAUCCUUUAACAGCUAGCAAACCUCCGUCUGUAUGUUAGCAUUCAUCCGUUUACUGCCUCCAGCCCUCACGACAGGAGUUCAGUACAGUCAAGGCCUGUUCUCUUUUAAUUGUUUUGUUCAUUAGGUUUAAUUCACAGUUACUAUCACCCACAACAUGUACAUAAAUAAAUGUGUAUUGAUCAUUU